Ailuropoda melanoleuca (giant panda) is the source of this 714-nucleotide messenger RNA. RefSeq names its product misshapen-like kinase 1. Gene Ontology annotation, cellular component: cytosol. The record is from RefSeq and is a predicted model, not a curated record. The transcript is spliced from 2 exons. Bases 41 to 472 code for a protein of 143 amino acids. Lineage: Eukaryota; Metazoa; Chordata; Mammalia; Carnivora; Ursidae.
CACUGACCCCCGCGCCGUGCCGCGCCGCACCAGCUCCAUCAUGAACGUGCCCGGGGAGUCGACGCUGCGCCGGGAGUUCCUGCGACUGCAGCAGGAGAACAAGAGCAACUCGGAGGCCCUGAAGCAGCAGCAGCAGCUCCAGCAGCAGCAGCCCCGGGACCCCGAGGCGCACAUCAAGCACUUGCUGCACCAGCGCCAGCGCCGCAUCGAGGAGCAGAAGGAGGAGCGGCGGCGCGUGGAGGAGCAACAGCGGCGGGAGCGGGAGCAACGGAAGCUGCAGGAGAAGGAGCAGCAGCGGCGAGAGGACAUACAGGCCCUGCGGCGGGAGGAGGAGAGGCGGCAGGCCGAGAGGGAGCAGGUACAGCGCCCCCAGCGCACACCGGACUCACCCCUUCCCUGCCUGCCUCCCCUCUGCUCCUGCUGCCUGCCUCCCCUGCGCCCGACGGCCUUCCCUGUCUUUCCCAUCCCCUAGAUUCCCCCUAUCUUUUCCAGCUUCACUCUCUCUCUGUUUUCUCCCACCCUUCAACCCCCACCCUGGCUCCUACCCUCCUCCUGUCUCUGUGCCUUCAUUCCCCAUCUUUCUGCCCCAUCCUUGACUCCUCACCCCUGUACCUGCCUUCGCGGGCGCUCCACCCCGGCUUCCUCCUCAUCGCCUGCCCUCCCGGGGCUCAUCCCACCCCGUCUGUCCUCUCUCUGAUUCUGCCCGCUCUCCUC